GAGAUACCUUCGAUGCCACAGAUCUCUCGAAGCAAGGGCCACCGAAUUACUUUUAUCCUCGACUGUUGUCAUUCUGGUGGCAACAUUCGGCAUUUCCCUGAGCCUGGUACACGUACUAUUCCCCCACUACCACGCGCGUCUCUUCAACGCAUGCUCCACAUGGCCGAUGGUGGCCUUGGUCGCUAUCCUACGUACAAAUCGAUUUCGGCGACGGAUUGGCGCCCAGAUAUGUCUUCUCAUGUCGUUCUCACUGCGUGCAAGGAAUACCAAACAGCAAGAGAAGUGGAAACCGAAAGGGGGUAUGGAGGGAUUUUCACCCACGCUUAUUGGUACCUUUCGAACAGGGAAUCUGAGUGAAGAGUCGACGUAUGUUGAUCUUCUUUUUUUGCUUCCACGGAGACGCGGUCAGACUCCUGUUGUUGCUGGGAAGCAUAAACGUGAGCGCCUCUGGUACAAGGACUAGGUAGGUGGACUGUAGCCCGUCAUGAUUCCAACUUCCAACGUAUCCCAUUC
Guyanagaster necrorhizus is the source of this 513-nucleotide messenger RNA. RefSeq lists its product as uncharacterized. The coding region runs from base 167 to 463 and encodes 98 amino acids. NCBI's taxonomy places the organism in Eukaryota, Fungi, Basidiomycota, Agaricomycetes, Agaricales, Physalacriaceae. The transcript has 2 exons. The record is from RefSeq and is a predicted model, not a curated record.